This is a messenger RNA of Chinchilla lanigera (long-tailed chinchilla), 341 nucleotides long. RefSeq names its product forkhead box protein L2. The record is from RefSeq and is a predicted model, not a curated record. NCBI's taxonomy places the organism in Eukaryota, Metazoa, Chordata, Mammalia, Rodentia, Chinchillidae.
AUGGAGACCGGGCCCGCUCCCCCAGCGCCGGAUUACGGAGCCCGAGAGACGAAGCAAGAGCGAGAGGAAGAAAGAGAGGCAGAAAGGGCGUGUUUCUGCGCCGCGUUUCCCCUCCCCUUUCUCAGGUCCCUCGCUCCGGCUCAGCGCUCUCUGGCUGCAGCUCCCUCCGGCGCAGCUGGGAAUCCGGUGGGAUUCCGGGCUCGGAGAGGGCGCGGGCUCCCUGCAGUCAGCUGCGCCGGGCGCCCCCGGCCUCGCUGCGCUCUGAGCCUCGCUCUCCCCGACGUCCGGCCGGGAGCAGCGGGCAGCAUCGCGAGCCUCCCGCCCAAGGCGCCGCGCCCCGC